This is a messenger RNA of Chelmon rostratus (copperband butterflyfish), 10788 nucleotides long. RefSeq names its product zinc finger protein 638-like. The record is from RefSeq and is a predicted model, not a curated record. The transcript has 35 exons. Gene Ontology annotation, molecular function: zinc ion binding; nucleic acid binding. The coding region runs from base 608 to 10570 and encodes 3320 amino acids. Lineage: Eukaryota; Metazoa; Chordata; Actinopteri; Chaetodontiformes; Chaetodontidae. Gene Ontology annotation, cellular component: nucleus.
UGUUUGAGCACAUCAAAACUACAAGAUACACACGUAAUUGCGAAUUUUCCACGGAGCAGAGCAGAGAGCUGCUUCUGGGAAGCUUCUCAAAUGUGCAGCGGCGUGCCUUGUGCAAUUGCAAGCAUUGUCUAGGAUGGCUGCGAUCAGCUCACGACCGCCGGCCGUGUUGCAGAUGGAACACUGCAUAGCUGUGCCCAUUGGAAUUGGGGGGUUAGCAGGAAGCACCAGAGUGAGCAAUUCAAGACAUGACCUUCUGGAUGAUGGAUUUGACCCAUCCAAGAAGCUGAAGACCAGACCCACUCAGUAACCCCUUCUUUUGUUUUUUUCAGCUUUGCAUUGCUAUCAGCGUGUUGUGCCCGUUCUCCUGCUCCAGGGGCCCCAACGAGCCCUCUACUUGGAGGGCUCCCAGGGAGCUUGCUGCUGAUUAGCCAACAGGCUGCCUCCUUGCGGUUGGCUCAACUGUAGGCCCAGCUAGCACUGGCACAGCUGUUGGCUGCUGAGCCGUAACGUUUCCAGCCAACUCCAACCCACCUGUUCCCUACAUACCUACAGCACCCUGACUGCUGCUGCCAUCGAUCUCCUUAACCUUCUGAAGAACCAAAACACCAUGUCCCAUCCCCUGUAUAACCCUUUUGCUUCUGGGAACCAAAAUUCCUCCCAGAGGCGGUAUGGACUCUCCAGUUUACCGGCAGAAAGGGACCCUCCGAGGGCAUCUUCCCAUCUUGGACAUGGGUCGAGCCUCAGCUCUACCGGACCCUCCUCUGCUAUUCCUGCUAACUCUCGGGGAACAAUCCCAUCACUGAUGUCUCAGUCAGUGAACUACAGGCCUGAACAGAGUAGGGUCAUAAUGGAUGAGGACAUAGCGAGGUCGAUUAACAUGCAUAUCAACAGUGCCAGAGAGGAGGUGAGGCUUCUCAACAAACCGAUCCAUCAGCCUGUAGAUCAGGGCACUCGUUUUACCGCCACGCAAAGAGAUGAGUUUCGCCCCUCAGGCAGACAGAUGGCGUCUUACCCAAUGUCCUCAGCCUCUGCCCCUGAAGGACAUAGACGCUUGGACGAGGAAAGUAGCUCCUUGGACUGGUUGUCAAACUACAAAAGGACCACUGCUGAUGACUCUAAAUUUUAUUCAUCAUCUCAUUCUUCAAACUAUGCAAGUGGUGAUGACGGUAGGUUUAAUGCCCCCAGUGAAAGAGACCAUGAAAUGCAGUCAUUUCCAGGCUUGCAUGAUUAUGACUGUACAGUGCCAGACAGACCUGCAUCCUCUACAGAGUCCAGUCGACCCAAGUACACCUCUGAAUCAGCUGCAAACAUCCUUCUGCACUUUGGACUUGAGAAAGAGGACUUGGAACAUCUCAUCUCCUUCCCUGAAGACCAGAUCACUCCUGCUAACUUGCCAUUCAUCUUACGCCAAGUCUGCGUUCAGAAGGCCAAGGGGGCUACAACAGCAGUGCCGCUAAACCCCUACCAUGAACCCCAACCCACCAGAAACCGGGGUGGAAUGGACAGUCACAGUUUGAGUACUUCUGGAGAGGCAGAUAUGUGCCAGGAAGAAAUGUCAUCGGUUGUUCGCCCAAGUAAAGUGAUUGACUAUGGACAUACUGGCAAAUAUACUGGACGGGUUGGGGAUGAGAUUGAAAGGACCAGUGGCAGUAGAGCUGACAGUGGUGGGGGUGGAAGUAUGUUGCUGAUGGACACUUACGAUAGUAGCAGACACAGCCGACAACUGCAGCAAAAAAAUACAACAGAGGUAAAAAGCAGUGCCUUGGGUUCUUCACGUGAGCAGGCAAGUUCUGUUUCCAGUCUCAGCUCUUCGUACAGUUCAGCGCUGAACAGUGUGGUUCCCCCAACCCGUGAUCAGACCAAGCGAUUACAGACCCAACCAAACCAGACUUUUCAAACCAUCCUCAGCUCUUUCUCACUGCCAAAGAAAGACACAGACAUCAGAGUUGUCAAGUCUGAAGCCUCUAAACCUGUACCUUUGAAAGAACCAGAGGCAGCUCGCCAGUCAACGUUGAAAACCCAUUGGGAUGAAGUGCAUCCCAACCGACCUGACCUUGUGCGUAUUGGCAGUAAUAGGACCAGUGGCAAAAAGGAUCAGCGCAAACCUCGAGGUCAAGGGUCAAUGGGUGCUAAGCGGAUGAAAAAGCAGCAGCCGAUCCAGAAGCAGCAACAGAUGCAGCAGCAGACCCGGAAGCAGCCCAAGAAUCGGAGGCAACAACAAUCAAAGCAGCAGACCCAGCAGACGCCGAACCAGACAGUUUCACAGACAGGGCAAUCAAUUUCGCCUGCGUUUUUUUCUGCCGCAAAAUCUGUUCCCCCUGCUCCUUUUCUCUCCAGCGUCGCCGGUGCCUCACUGGCCAUGCAACAACCGCUGUUUAUUCGCGGUGAUCCUCGCCCCGUCGGUGUUCCUCCAGCUCGGCACCAGCCAAUCCCGAGCCUGAUGAACUUCCACAGUUUGACGGUGCCGACUUCCAAAAGGCAGCCUCAAGCAACAGUGGCAGUCUCCAAGGGUCUGCCAACGGCUGCCAUGAUGCAUGACUAUGCAGCGGCCUCGCCGAGAAUCUUUCCACAUACCUGUUCUCUGUGUAACAAAGAAUGUACUCAAAUGAAGGAUUGGCUCUCCCACCAGAACACCAGCCUUCACCUUGACAACUGCAAACUCCUGCGAACACGACACCCAGAGUGGGAUGGUGAGAUACCACAUGGGCCCAGCGCUGCAGUUACAGAUGCCUCUUCCUCCGCCUCCACAAAGACUUCCCAACAUCGCCACCAGAGAACCAGGCAUGGAAGCCGCUCCAGCUCCCGCUCGCCCAGCCCCUGCCGCCACCGUAGCCCGGAGGGUAGAAGAAAGAAACGCAGGAGCCGAUCGCGGUCACCACACAGCUCCAGAUACACUCGCAGGUCCAGGUCUCGCUCUCGCUCCCCACGUUAUGACCGCCCGACCUCCUCCCGCUAUCAGUCUCUUUCAACGAGCCCUGAGAGACGAUCAUCACCGAGGAGGAGAGACGACAAACGGUCCUCACCAAGGAGAACUAACGAGAGACGGUCAUCUCCGAGGAGGAGCCGCGAGAGAAGAUCUUCUCCGAGGAGGAGCCAUGAGGGGCGAUCGUCCACAGAAAGGUCAUCCCCUCAACAGAAGAAGUCGAGCAGUGCGGAGAGACUGGCUAAGAAACUCCUAAAAACAUCAGCUGUCCAGUCUCUGUCGAAACAGUCUGACCUGGAGGCCGUGGUUAAAACUCUGGCUCCUGCCUUGCUGGCCGAGCUGGCCAAGAUGAAGUCCUCCUCCUCCUCUGCAGCAAAGGAAUCAACUUCAAAGCCCUCGAAAGGAAAGCCCAGCCUCCAGAAGAGUGAGGCAAGUUUUUCCACAAAGAAUAAGUCUGGUAAAACUGCACCUCCAACCAUGGUGCGACUAGCAGGGAUCCAGAGCUGUCUCUCUCACGGCGAUGUGACCGCUGCUGUGGAGCACUUUGGAAAAACCAAGUCGGUUGUACUGUUUCGGUCCAGACUGCAGGCAGUCGUGUGUUUCGAGAAAGAGGAAGACGCUCAGAAACUGAAGAGCAUAAAGAGCCUCCACGCAAAAGGAAUAGAGAUCAGUGUCGUCAGAGAAAAGGAGACUGUUUCUAAGGAGCAAGAGAAGCCUCCUAAGAAAAAACCUGCCACAUCCAGUGUCUCCACACCUCAGAGCUCUGAAUCCAAAACCACCACUAGCACUGAAAAGGUUCUUCCCCCUACAGCUAGCAGGCCUCAGCUUAAAGGGCCUUCACCCUCUGAAGCUAAAAAAGCUACGACAGGCAAACUUACCAGUCAGAAAGUUGCAGCUAAAGGCUCAGUUAAAGGCCUAAUGACUGUGGCUAAAUCAAAAGUGUUGGUUUCCAAAGCCAAAAGCAUCUCAACCAAGCAGAUAGCUAAAGCAGUAAAAACAGAAAAGUUGCCUGCGAAGGGAGGUGUGAAAAAAGCUGCAGUAAAGAAAAAAUUGUCCUCAGGAUCCAAGUCCACAGCUCCAGAACAUCAGCCUGAAGCUGAUGACUCUGAACAAAAACCUGUACCUGGAAAAACCAGUGUGAAAGAAUCCGUGGAGGCGCAGAAAGAGACAGCCGAAGGUGAUGAAGCAGCAAAUGUGAAAUCUUUUGAACCUCAGCAUCAAGUAAAUGUUGCCACGGGCAGUGAUGCUGGAGGUGCUGAACCAAUGGAGCUUGGGGAAACAGGAGCUGCAGAGGCUGUACCAGAAAGUUCAGCAGACAAACCCAGUGAGAGUCCACCACCAACCAGUUCAGAGGAGACCCGGCCAACAGAAGCCUCUGUCAGAGCUUCACCUCACGUCCAGCAAAGCACCCUGUCAGAACCAGAGUCCACUGCACAAGGACCAGAGACCAAGACAGAUGCUUCACAAAUGCAACAGCCAGCUGCUGUGGAGGCAAAGCUGCCAGAUGGAGGUGUGGAGACAAGAACAGUGAAAGAAGAUCCUGAAGCUGCAGUGAAGACAGAAACAGAUGAACCAUCAGCAAACGAGCCGACAGCUGCAGCAGCGUCCACGCCGUCUUUGACUGUCGGGGAGAUGGUAGAAAAACACCUGCAUCAAAACAGGAUAGCUUGCCUCAAUAUCAGAACUUGCUUCUCACCAAAAUUUUUUGGACUUGAUAAGAAGCUGUUGUUCAUAAACGGACUGCCGAGGUAUGACGACGGCUGCUACACAGAGGACGAUGUUGCCAACCUGCUCAUACCGUUUGGAUUUAAAUACACAGAUGAGAGCCUCUAUGUUGUUCCUCAGACAUGCAUGGCCUUCGCCCGGAUGCCGUCAGUGGAGAAGAUGCACAGCGUCGUCUCCGUAAAGAAAGGCAUUGUUUUCAAAGGGUCUAAAAUCCGUGUCCACGUGGUGGCCAGCGGUAUUACAAUGACACCGUUUGGGUUUUAUAAAUCACUGAUGAAGCUGAUGAAGUCUCCUGUGCUUGAUGAUGGAACAAGAACGUUCUUCAUCAAGAACAUUUCACCGAGUGAGAUCAGGGACCUCAGAGAGGCUUUGAAAAAGAUCGAUUUUGUCAGGAACUACCUGCCUCUCCUCAACAAGGUCUUUGUAGAGUUCGAGUCUGUCCGCGAUGCUGAUCGGCUCGGAGUUUGGUACAGUCUCCUGAAACAAGCUCCUGGAUGUGAAGUCCACAGGCUGAACAUACCAUACAGCACGUGUACAUCAUUACCACCAAGACUGCCUGCGUACGCUCUGCCAGACAGUAAGGAUGCUGUUGCCGGGGCGACUAUCCCAUCAGUAGAAUUUGGCGUGCCACAGGGAAGCAUUUCACCAUUUUGGGUCACGAUGAGAAAAAGUCCCUUCCUGUUCCCGACUGUUUCUCCUUGGUUCAUCAUCCCAGAUUACCUGACAGUCAGAGGAAAGGACAACAUACAGGAGGCCGGUCGUCGUGGUUCCAUGUUUUCCACGAUCAUGUUGACCGGUUUGCCAGAGGGAAACUACGAGCAUGAGGACGUGGCCAGGCUGGUCUGGAAGUAUUUCCCCAAACAGAGCCUCCACUCCCUGUUCUACAGCGUGGUGGUCUUACCGCUGCAGAGGAGGGCCUUUGUGUUUUUUGCCAAUUGGACUUCGUGCUGCAAUUUUGUUCAAGAUCACAUCAAAAAGCCGCUUUUUGUCAAAGCCUCCAAGCUCAGUGUCCACUUCGUCUUGCAAGCCAUGAAUCCUGGAUCCAGUGAGGAGGUGAUGUACAGAAGUCUGAUGAAGUGGAGCAACGCUGGAGUUCCAGAGUCAGAGUCUCUGGAGGAGCGUUUGCUGUGUGUGGAGAUCUCUGAGGCGUCUGUAAACGUGAUCAGGAUGGUCAUGGAAGCGGUGGCCUCCAUCGCAACCUUUGUCAGCUUCCUGCCGCUCGCCAACAGGAUAUGUGUUGAGAUGGCUGACUCCAGCGGUGUGACGCAGGUGGUGGAGAAAUACAACACUUUCACUCCGGACUCUCAUAAAAAGCGUGAAACUUGGAGUAAAGUUCAGCGUUUUGAGACCCUGAAGAACCUAAAACAGCGUCUGCAAGAAGCUAGCGAGAUCACAAUAAACUUUGAACCAAACGCCAUCGAUGUUGAAGCCAAGCCCCCAGUUGUGAGGUCUCAGCCCCAGCCCCUUCCCUCUGAACUUUCUGAUAAUGGGUCACAACCUGGUCUGCAAACCAGUGGCCCUGGUGGGUCCACCAUGUCUGAGUCCAUCACAGCAGGACCAAGUGCUGCCGCCUUAAGCGAUGUAUCAAUGGAGGAGGACCAUGAGAAAUCAGGAACUGAGAUUGUCAUGGGCUCCGCUGUUGGUCCUGAACCAAAUGACGACGUAGAGGGAUCACGAACAACUUUGAUCUCUGCGGCUGAUCUGACCUCUGCAGUCAGCAGUAGAAAGACAGUCCCUGCUGCUUCCAGCCCUGCCCCCUCAGCCACGGCAUUCAUGCCGAAAGAAGACUUUGCAGAACUUCCUCAGAUGGACACAGAAACUUUAAAGGUGCUCACGGCAGCAGUUCGCCAGCACAGACUCUCCCAAACGAGCAAGUCCCACAGUGAGAGGGAGGGUCUGGAUGAUUUUACAGAUGACACUUUGCCUUCAGACACGGAUCUGUUUGAUGAGCAAAAUUUCAACAUGGAUGACUUUGUCACUGUCGAUGAAGUUGGUGAGGAUGUGGAAGACACAAGAUCCAGGCCUGAACGCUCCUCCUCAUCCUCCUCCAGAGCGAGACGAGAGAGGCAAAGCUCACAUGUGUCGUCUGGUAGCAAAGAGACGUCGAAGAGGUCUUCAAAAGAUUCCAAGAGUGCAGCAUCCUCCUCAUCGUCGUCAUCCAAGUUGACUAAAAGUUCAAGCUCUUCUAACUCAAGCUCCGUAAAAAAGACAAAGUCCGAGGGCACAUCUGAGCCCAGCAAAUUGCCUACCAAACCCUCGUCCUCUGCCAAGCCCUCCUCCUCUUCUCCACCAUCUACUAAAGCCACUUCCCUCCCUGGUCAGAAAACACAAGAGAGCAAGACAAAAUCUCCAUCCAAAGCAUCACGUUCCACAUCCUCUGGUUGUAGUACCCUCUCAUCAUCCACUACACGUGAAAGAGAAAAGAUAACGUCAGCAGCGACUGUCGAGGCAUCAGUAGAGACUCAUCUGAAGCCACUUAAAGAAGAAGCAAAAGCCACAGAGGGCGCAGUGACACGGUCUGACCACAGAGUGUCAGCAGAGGGCAUUGCUGCAAAGACUGUUGAGCCUGAGAUAAAAGUAGAAACAUCAUCAGAGAUGCAUCCACCUCCACAAGGACAUGGAGUAGAGUUGAGCCAAGGCCAGAAUCUGGAGAUUGAUUGUAACGUCAACACACUCAAAGACCGGAAGAAAAGCAAAGAGGAAAUAAAAGAAGAGGAUGUUGACAAACACACAGAGGAGCAGGAGGAUGACGGUGAAAACUACCAAAUCCUCGACUCACUUGAUGAUCAAACAGAUGAACAGAUGGAGGAUGGGGACCAAGAGGGCAGCUCUGAAACCCAGCAAACUGGACCUGAACGAGGUCAGACUUUGCAUGAGGAAAGCUAUGAGGACUUGGACAGUGCCGACAACAAAGGCCACGCCCGCCCUGAGAAGUACAGUGAGAUGGAAAUGGAUGGCUCUUUCCAAGUGUUAGACAGUGUUACUGAAAACAAAGAAGCUUCGAGUCAAGAGGACAUUCGCAUGGUCCAAGAUGACGGUUCCCCAGCAAAGCAGGUGUCUGACGAAGGUGCAGCUCCAGUAGAUGACAAAUCUAAUGAUAAAAUUGCAAUUAAAGAUGCAGUGGAUAAAGAUCAAGAGACAAAUGACAAAGAUCAUUUCCAAGUGUUAGAUACAGGUAGCAAACAAGCUCCAAGGGUCAAGGGAGAUAGGAAAAAGACAAAUCAAAAAGAAGAAGAGGUCGAAGGGAAAAUACUUGCAGUCGAAUCCUGCAAAGCCUCCAAAGAUGUGGAAGCUGCUGAUGUCCGAGUCCCUAAUGAAGACCAGCCUCAGAAAAGGACCAAGAAAGAGGAGGCGACUGCCAGAAAAGUACCAACAAAGAGGAGUGGGCCCACAACCACAUCAUCCAAGAAACAAGACAGGACGGUUAAAAAAUACGAGACACGGAAGAAGAUGGACACCACUGCCUCUCAAAAAGACAAAGACAGCGAAGAGGCCACUGAGGAGACGGUGUACCAGAUAGUAGAUUCUGUUGGAGACGAACCGGUUCAAGAUACUACCAGCACAGAAAGGUCUGGUAGAAGAAGGAGUGCAAGAGGAAAGAAAGAGGAUGAAAUCGAGGACGAGACCACAGAUGAUGAUCCAACAGUCCCGACAAAAUCUACCAGAGGAAAAAGGGAAAGAACAAGUAAGAAAGAUGCUUUGAUUGAGGAAACAGUAAAAGAGGACACGCCAACAAGAAGGAGGCAGACUCCUGCCAGAGAGGCACAGGAAGGAAACAGGGAAAAAACAGGGAAGAAAGAGGAGAAAGCCCCUUCAAAACACAGCACACCAACAAAGAAGAGUGACGGUGUUGUAAGACAGGAGGCUGCUACCAAUGAAAUGUUUGACUCUGUGGAGGACGAGGUUGUUAAGGAUGAUCGACCCACUGCAGGACGAAAAAGGGGAAGACCAAAGAAAGAGGUUAAAACAACUAAAAAAGACAUCGGGACAUUAAAGAAGGACAACAAAGAGGCAUAUGAAACGGUAGGCGAUGAAGAAGAGGUGACAUAUCAGAUCCUUGACUCUGUGGAGGACAAGACAAUUGAGGAUCAGCCCUCCUCGCGACAGUCUGAGAGUUCAAGAAGAGAAGACAUUUCUAAAAACGAUGAGGAGCAAACCAAGAACAGCGCAUCUCUCUCAGGAUCGACCAAAAAUGAGGAGGAGGAGGACGAGCCCAUGUAUCAGAUCGUAGAUUCUCUGGAAGACGAUCAAGACGAGCUGACGGCCACAGAGACGUCCGAUGGAGGGGGGAAGGAAAAACGUCACGAAACUCCCACAAAAGAAGAGGCUGAGAAAGGAGGCACACCAACACCUGAUACCACAGAUGUGGAACCAUCCGAAACAGUGACCAUCAAGGAGGAGAGUCUGUAUCAGAGAGUCGAUGAUUUGGUGGAAGUACAUGAUGAUCCAUCUGCUGCAGAAGAGUCUGGUACCAGAAGUAAGGAGAGGACAUCCAAAACAGACAUUCAGAAAGAGGAUGAAUCAACAAGCAAGUCCCAAAGAGACGCUGUGACAACAGAAGAGGAAAAGAAAGAAAAAUCCCCUGAGAAAAACGACACAACGAGCACUCUGGUGAACCUGGACCAAGUGAGCGAGGAGGAGGAGGAUUACCCUGACGACACGGCAGAGGAGGAAGAACUGAGGAAGAGGCAAGCCGCCACAAACAAGAAGCAGUUUGCCGAAGAACAGGAAGCAAGGAGGACCGGAGAAGGAGAAGAGAGGGAGAGGAAGCAAAGUAGCCGGAGCAGCAGCAGUAGAGGAGGCGACAGUGGAGGAACGAGGAAGGAGAGCGGGAGGGAAAAUGAGGAGGUGGUGGAGGUCGACACCACGGAGCUGCUGACUCUGGAUGAGGUGGGUGCAGAUGAAGCCAGAGAGGAAGGAGUGCAGGAGAGCCAAGGGUGGGGUGGAGAGAUCACAGAGGGAGAGCUGGAGACGCUCGUCACUCUGGACGAGUUCGUAGAAAAAGAAGAGGACAGAAAGGCUCAGCAAGACGCACAGGAGACCCGCCCACUCAGCCGGGAGGACCAAUCAGUGGACUCCUUAAACCCAAAGACUUCAGACAAAGCAGCCGGUGAUGAGGAAGAGAAGCCGGACGAAGAGCAAGCUGAGAAAACAUCGAGAUCUGUCAAACGCAAACACGAUGAGGACACAGAGGAAAGUGUGAACUUUGUGACGGUAGACGAGGUGGGAGAGGAGGAGGAAAAGGAAGCGGGAACAACCAGGAUAAGAGGCCGACCCAAGAAGAGAACCAGACCGACCCCUGUGAGGAAAUCUACCAGAGGGAAAAAAGUGAGCACAAACGGCGAAACAGAAGAAGAAAAGGAACCAGCUGACGUACUGCCUCCCGCAUCACUCGACGCCUCGUCGUCACCGGACAAAGAUUCGUCCACGCCGUCAAGUGACGGCCACCUGGAGACCCAGAAGAAGGAGGCGGAGGUGGAAGCGGCGAGCCGAGCCGGCGUCGAUGCCGCCUCCGCUGAGCGGGAGCUGCGGCCGGAGACCCCUGACAACCAGACACUAGACGGAUGUGUGGAGGAAGGAGAGGAGGAGAAGGAAGGAUGGAGCAGGACGGACACUAAAGCUGUGAGUAAACAGAGGAGGGAGCUUGUCGGACCUGAGGCAAAGAGAUCUCGUUCUCAGUCUCCCUGUGUCGCCGCUGACUUCAAACUGCCCCCAUUCAAACCCAACACCCCCCUCGGUCAGGAGUUUGUCGUCCCCAGAUCAGGAUAUUUCUGCAACCUCUGCUCUGUUUUCUACCUGAACGAGAGCAACGCCAAGGAGCUCCACUGCAGCAGCCGGAGACACUACGAGAGCCUGCAGAAACAUUGCCAGAAGCUUCAACAGAAACCAGCAACAAGUUCUCAUGACUCCGUUUCUGAUUGAUCCCGACUUCAUCUUAUGAUUUAUAUAUUUAUUGAUUUAAUUAUUUUCUUAAAAACAUGAAAAUGAAAAUGCUGGACAAGUGAAACUUGUGCAGCUCCACAAACCACUGCAGAGAGAAGUUAUGUUGGUCAUCGUGGCUAAUUCCUGUCUUGCACCUUGUUUCAUGUAAAUAUCAGUUAUGCAUCUACAGUAAUAACUAAUAAAUGCUUUAGAAUGAA